Messenger RNA from Anarrhichthys ocellatus (wolf-eel), 5056 nucleotides. RefSeq names its product vav 2 guanine nucleotide exchange factor (gene vav2). The transcript is spliced from 30 exons. The coding region runs from base 1149 to 3791 and encodes 880 amino acids. Gene Ontology annotation, biological process: regulation of GTPase activity; intracellular signal transduction; cell migration. Gene Ontology annotation, cellular component: cytoplasm. The record is from RefSeq and is a predicted model, not a curated record. Gene Ontology annotation, molecular function: protein binding; guanyl-nucleotide exchange factor activity. Lineage: Eukaryota; Metazoa; Chordata; Actinopteri; Perciformes; Anarhichadidae.
AGUUUUACCUUUGCGCGAAAUAAUCGGCACGUGCGAGCUCGUUCAUCAUCCCCAGCCCUGCACUUAAGUCAACACCGCACGAGAAGCCUGGGCACUUUCGCCACACGUUUGUGCUGCGCGGCGGUCGGGACCGCUAAACAUCUCCGUCGGAAAGGGAAACGAGGAGAGAAAGAGAGAGCGAAAGAGAGAGAGAGAGGACAUGAACGGAAGGGAGGCAGAAAUCAGACAUGCCAAGCUGUACACACGCGCAGCAGCGCUAUUUUAGGGCGUGCAGAAAGGCGCCAAACAAAGUAGGGUUUACCGGAUAAACGUAAACACUGGUGUUUAUUAUCCCCCCCCCCUCUGGAAAUAUUUCCGCUGCCGGAGAGCGUUGUUUCGCUCGUGUGUUGUGGAAAAGAGGGUUCCGGCGUUGGGCAAACACUGCCCUGUGUGUUAUCUCUUCUUUUCCCUUAUUGUUUGCUGUGGAUAUUACGGGAAGUUCUUGUCUUUUGCAUUUUUUUGUUGUUGUACUUCCGAGGAAAGGUUAAAUGCAAAUUGCGGUUGGAGACUCCGGGCUUUGGUUGGACAACUAAACAGACUUAAAAACGUUGUGUUGCUUUUUUCUCUCUCCCCCUUACAUUGUGUUGUGAGGCUGUGCUGUUUGGUUCACUGAAAUGUGAGCCACUAUGCUGAAGUCGGUACAUGACAAAAACCGCUGCAUCCAGCUGUUUUGUUAGCCGCUACUGUGACGCCUUUUCUUCUUUUUUUGGGGAUUGGAUAUGCAAAGCAAACUUUUUAAGAAUGAAGAGGAGAAAAUUCCCGUAGCACGUCUCUGUCGUCUGCUCGCAUCGCCGCCGCCGUGUACGCUAAACUGGAUCCGUAUUUCAGUGUUUAUUUCCCCCUAAGCCUUCACUUCCAUGUCGCGGAGACGGGAGAGCUGACAUGCGUCUGGGAUGGGGGGUGUAGCCCGGUAACGCACGGUUGCGAAAUCGCCUGAUUAUCACAGCUGAUAGUGAAUGAUUAAAACGUCCGCGCGCAGGUAAGGGAGCCGACUCGUGCCUGCUCGUGCGCCGUGAAACCUCCAGCUCUCAGCUGCUCCGCCGUAGAGCCAGUUCGAGGACUCCGCUUAAACACUUUGUGUGCGGGGGAGUCAGUCAUUUGGAGCCGCUAUGGAGGAGUGGAGACAAUGCGGGAGGUGGUUGAUAGACUGCAAGGUCUUGCCCCCGAACCACCGGGUCGUGUGGCCCUCGGCGGCCGUCUUCGACCUGGCGCAGGCUCUGAGAGACGGGGUGCUCCUGUGCCAGAUGUUGCACAACCUCUCUCCGGGUUCGGUGGACCUGAAGGAGAUCAAUUUCAGACCCCAGAUGUCACAGUUCCUGUGUUUGAAGAACAUCCGGACGUUCCUCAAGGUGUGCCACGACAAGUUCGGCCUGCGCAACAGCGAGCUGUUCGACCCCUUCGACCUCUUCGACGUCAGGGACUUCGGCAAGGUAAUCUCCGCUCUGUCACGGAUCUCCCACCACAGCAUCGCACAAAUCAAAGGCAUCAGGCCCUUUCCGUCAGAGGACACAGCUCUGAAUGAGGAUGAUGUGUACCGGAGCCUUGAAGAGCUGGCAGAUGAGCAUGACUUGGGUGAGGAUGACAUCUACGACUGUGUGCCGUGUGAGGACGAUGGAGAUGACAUCUAUGAGGACAUCAUUAAGGUGGAAGUACGACAACCCAUGAUCAGAUACAUGCAGAAGAUGGGUAUGACAGAAGAUGACAAGAGAAAUUGCUGCUUAGUGGAGAUCCAGGAGACGGAAGAAAAGUACUACAAGACUUUAGAGGACAUUGAGAAGAAUUACAUGAUCCCAUUGAAGCAAGUCAUGAGUCCACAGGACAUGGAGGCUAUCUUUGUCAAUCUUGAGGAUGUAAUAAAGGUCCACUUCGCCCUCCUGCGAGCCAUUGACCUGAACAUGAUCACUGGAGGAAACGGCCUGGGGAACAUCUUCUUUGACUUCAAGGAAAGGUUGUUGAUCUACGGUCAGUACUGCAGCCACAUGGAGAACGCCCAGAAGACACUGGAUGAGCUAAUAGCAACACGAGAGGACGUCAAGAUUAAAGUAGAGGAAUGCACUUUGAAAGUGCAGGAAGGGAAGUUCAAGCUGCAGGAUCUUCUGGUGGUUCCCAUGCAGAGGGUGCUGAAGUAUCACCUACUACUGAAGGAACUUUUGACUCAUUCAGCGGACCGACCAGAGAGACAACAACUCAAGGAGGCUCUGGAGGCUAUGCAGGACCUGGCCAUGUACAUCAACGAAGUCAAGAGGGACAAUGAGACUCUGAAGAAAAUCAGCGAAUUCCAAAGUUCAAUAGAAAAUCUUCAGCAGGUGAAACUGGAGGAGUACGGGAGGCCAAAGAUAGACGGAGAGCUGAAAGUCUGCUCCAUCGUCAACCGAACAAAACAGGACCGGUAUAUAUUCCUGUUUGAUAAAGUGGUCAUUGUCUGCAAGAGGAAAGGCUAUAGCUAUGAGCUCAAAGAGAUUAUUGAACUGCAGUCGUAUAAAAUGUCGGACGACCCCAUGAACAACAGAGACGUGAAAAAGUCGAGUGGAAAAAUGUGGUCCUACGGUUUCUACCUGAUCCACCUGCAGGGGAAGCAGGGCUUCCAGUUCUUUUGUAAAACUGAGGAGACAAAGAGGAAGUGGAUGGAGCAGUUUGAAAUGGCCAUGUCCAACAUCAAGCCAGAGAGAGCCACAGCCAAUCAGCAUAACUUCCAAAUGCACACAUUUGAUAAGAACACCAACUGUCGAGCCUGCAAAAUGCUCUUGAGGGGCAUCUUCUAUCAGGGUUACUACUGCUCUCGCUGUGAAACAGGAGCACACAAAGAGUGUCUGGAAGUCAUCACCAUCUGUAAAAUCAAUCCUCUUGACUUGGAACCUGGAAUGUCAUCAGGUCCCAAGAUGGUGGCAGUGAGGAACUACCACGGCACACCGGCCCCUAUAGGCAAGGCGGCGCUCUCUUUUCAAACAGGGGAUUUUAUCGAGCUGCUGAAGGGAGAUCCUGACACCAUGUGGUGGGAGGGAAAGCUGAUACAAACACAAAAGAGCGGCUUCUUCCCCAGUUCAUGUGUGAAACCCUGUUUGGACCCAAAGCCCUUUCAGUCAUUAUCCAGCCGGCAGUCCUCAAGGGAAUCAGACUACUAUGGAUAUCCUUGGUUUGCAGGGAACAUGGAGCGCCAGCAGGCCGAUAACCUUUUAAAAUCCCACAGCAGUGGGACCUACCUUAUCAGAGAGAGGACAGCUGAGGCGGAGAGGUUCGCCAUCAGCAUCAAAUUCAAUGAUGAAGUAAAACACAUCAAAGUCAUUGAAAAAGACAGCUGGAUUCACAUCACUGAAGCCAAGAAGUUUGAGAGUCUUUUGGAGCUGGUGGAGUACUAUCAGGCCCAUUCCCUGAAAGAAAGCUUCAAGCUGUUAGACACCACAUUGCGAUACCCCUACAAAUCAAGAGAACGCUCUCUAACGCGGGCCAGCACACGCUCACCAGCAGCCACCUGCGCCUCCUACAACUUCUCCUUCCUCAGUCCGCAGGGCCUCAACUUCUCUUCUCAAAGUUCAGCUCCCUUUUGGUCAGUGUUCACUCCUCAGGUGGUCAGCACAGCAGUGGCCAGGUAUAACUUUGCUGCACGAGACAUGAGAGAGCUGUCGCUGCGUGAAGGAGACAAUGUCAAAAUCUACAGCAAGAUCGGCGGAGACCAGGGCUGGUGGAAAGGAGAGACCAACGGACGAAUUGGAUGGUUUCCCUCAACGUACGUGGAUGAAGAAGGAGUUCAGUGAGGCUUGGAUGUCUGCUGAACUGCUCCCUUUAAAUCAGGAACCAUCUUCUAUCUGCUGCUCUCAGCGGAGAUUUCUCACUAACUCUCCAGGAAAAUAACACAAGGAAAGAAAAAAGAACAUUUUUUGUUGUUUCUGCUGGGUACUCAUUUUUUCAAUGAGUGUUUCUGCCAUGUUUCUCUAUCUUGAAUUAUGCAUCAGCUUUGCUUCUGUUUGUACAUUUUUUUAUGUGGCAGGGUGUCCUGUUUAAGUGCUGUACAGGUAGAGGGAAGACAUGGCUUGCUGUUAGGCUCUGUGUGCUCUGCAGAGGCUUUAUUGAACCGAGGACACAGAAGAAACUGACCGUGGAUCGCUUGAAGAAGGCUCCCCUUUGUUGCAGGUCCAUGCGAGGUGAAAUAAUUGUACAGUAUAGAUAAUUUAUUGAAUAGAGAUUAUUAUCAUUACUAAUGAUUAUUGUGGGGAAGUUGAUUUUAGCAGCAGCAAGAAAUCAGAUAAGAAAAACUAAAAUAAAGGAAAAAAAAAAGACAGAUGCUCUGUUUUAAUGUUGCGAGAUUUUGCCUUAGUUGUCAUGGUUAUGCCUUGUGGACUGACACCAGUGGAGGGAAGCGACUUUGUUGACUGGUUUUACUUCUCCAUGUAUGCAUGUGCCCAUGUGCGGCCCACACAAACAACACACUCAGACCAAUGUAGAGUAUGGUGCCUUUGAAGAAUGGUCGUUGCUUAUACUGAACCUCAACAUCAGCCAGUACAGAACACUGCCGUCACCAAAAAGACAGUUCGUCCACGUCCAGAGGACUUCACCGAGAAGGGGAGAGGCACUUAUACUGAACACCGGGGACGGCUUGCCUCCCGAGACCUAGAAAACAACACGGGGGAAGCAUUUAACUUAUUUUUACCGAUGAUUGGAUGGACUCACAGAGACAGUCGGGCGCUUUUAUAGCCAACAACACAUGCACUGUUCACGUCAAUCUUGGCAUCACGAGACAAUGGGUGCAAUCAGCUGGAUGCAAAAGGGAAACAUCACGACAUUCCACUGGACAACCACUUCACACUUUGAAAUCUUGGGUUUAUUGUAUGAUUUCUAUUGUUUUUGCACAAAACAAAGGUGUUUUUAUGUUGCAAGAACUGGACCGUUUAUCAUUUGAAUCCAAAUUCAGCAAUGUUUUAAUGUCUGCAUGGAGUUUGUUAAAAUUGUUAGGAUUUUUGUACUUUGCCUUAUUUUUUACAGAUUGUCAGGUGACUGGAUCCCCCCCCCCCCAUGUUAAUCA